Molecule: messenger RNA, 7054 nt
Organism: Petromyzon marinus (sea lamprey)
Lineage: Eukaryota; Metazoa; Chordata; Hyperoartia; Petromyzontiformes; Petromyzontidae
Product: atrial natriuretic peptide receptor 1-like
Biological process (GO): cGMP biosynthetic process; receptor guanylyl cyclase signaling pathway; intracellular signal transduction
Cellular component (GO): plasma membrane
Molecular function (GO): peptide receptor activity; adenylate cyclase activity; ATP binding
Source: RefSeq, a predicted model, not a curated record
UGUUUCAAGGGACAGCUGAAUGAAGGACACGUAUUGCCUGCGUAUGUGUGUUUAUUAACAUUGAGUCCUUGGGGUAGCUCGCGUUUUCAUGCUGUGCGCGCGGAGUGCGAGGGUCCGGGCACCAAGAGCAGGAUCUCGAUUCAUCAGCAGGUGUCGCUUCUCCCCGGCUGACAUAGCCGCAGAGAUGAUGUUGGCCAAUUCGAGCAGCGUUAUUAUUUUAUUAUUACUACUACUGCUGCCUCUCUCCUCGUGUGGCAUUUCUCUCUCUCUCUCCCUGUGUAUUUCUUUAAGCUCAGCCCACCACAGCUACUGAAAUAAAGGCUCGCGACGGGGGGUGUCGAGAGGGAGGAGGCGGCUCGGGUCGGUCGCACACUCAGAUCGCGCCCUGAAGCAGCAGUGUAUUUUAAUGCUGAUGAUUACGAUGAGGAGGGUGAUGAGAGGAGGAUGUUGGUGGCGGUGAUGAUGACUCUGACCGAAGCCGGCUGUGAGGGACGUCAGGCCGCCGACAGACACGGGCUCCAGCACACGGUGCCAUGAGGAGGAGCGGCUGGGGAGAUUCUGCUGUCUCGACUCGAGAGUGGAUUCAACCGGUGGUGGUCUCGUGUCCAGUCUCCAUCUAGAAGCCGACGGGAUGCCUUGUUAUGCGAGACUAUUGUCGCAGCAGCAGCAUUAGCAUCUUUAUCAGCAGCAGCAGUGCCAAUUAUCGUAAUCCGCAGCAGGACUAAACGGAGCGGAUUGAGGAGGUUGUCUGUCAUCUCUUAGUCUGUCACUUGGUCGCGCGCACACGGAGUGGACUGCUUGGUUUGGGAAUGCAUCCCCGUCCGAUGCCCUCGCUCCUCUGCUCGGCGCCGGGAAUUUUCUCAUUUCUCAUCUGCUUUGUAGCGGCCGCUGGUCGUGGUGGCGGCGGUGUUGGUGGUGGCAGCGUUGGCGGUGACCGCGGUGCCGCUAGUGGUGGUGUGGCUCUUGGUGCCGGUGGCGGCGGUGACCGUGGCGGAGGCGUUGUUGCUGGUGGUGCGCCCUCUGGCCUCGAAGCAAAAAGCGCCCUCGAGACCGCGGACAAGAGGGCCAACGGCACCGACGCCCCGCCGGUGGUCACCUUGGCCGUUCUCCUCCCGCUGCGCAACUCCUCCUACCCGUGGUCCUGGUCUAGAGUCGGGCCCGCGGUAGUCCUGGCCCUGGAGCGGGUCAACGCCGACCCGUCCCUGGGGCUGGGCCGCCACCGGCUCACGUACGUUCUGGCCAGCACCGAGGACAAAGAUGGUUUCUGCUCGGACAUGGAAGCUCAGCUGCAAGCGGUGGACAUCAAACUCCAGCACGACCCGGCCGCUUUCCUCGGGCCGGGCUGCGUCUACAGCUCUGCGCCCGUGGCACGGUUCGCCACGCACUGGCGGAGGCCACUCGUUACGGCCGGGGCGCCGGCCCACGGCUUCAACAACAAGAGCGGGGAGUACGGAAUGCUGACCCGAGUCGGGCCCUCGCACGUGAAAUUGGGCCGCAUGGCCGCGCGGGUCCACGCGCUGUUCGGCUGGAGGAGGAAAGCGAUGCUUAUCUACUCGGACACCAACAAGGACGACCGUCCGUUCUACUUCACGGUAGAGGGAGUCUUCAUGGCGUUGCGAGCGCAGGACAUCACUGUGGUGCACUACACGUGGGACGAGCAGAUCAUCACGAGCCGCGACGUGGCCAAAGCCGUGGAGAACAUGCAGCGCACGGCCAGGGUCAUAUACGUGUGCAGUUCUCCGGACGCGUUCCGCCGUCUGCUGCUGGCCGCCAAGCGCGCUGGACUUCGCCUGCAGGAGUUCGCCUUCCUCUACCUGGACCUGUUCGGUGAGGGCCUGGAAGGAGGGCGGCCUGGGUAUGACAAGGAAGGAGGCUCCGGCAGCCUCAGCAGGGCUCCUUGGCAUCGGGGAGACGAGGACGACGAGGACGCGAAGAGCGCAUUCGCGAGCGUUCUGAUCAUCACAUAUCUGCAGCCCAACAACAGCCAAUAUGAGCAGUUCAUCUCCGAUGUGCAGAGGAAGGCCCGGGAAGCAUUCAAUACGACGAUGACCCCAUCACUGCACACGCUGAUCGCGGCGGCGUUCUACGAGGGCGUGGUGCUGUACGCGCGUGCCCUGGGCGAGGCGCUGAGCGAGACGGCGCCCGGCGAGGAGUGGCGCAACCUCACCCGCCGCAUGUGGAACCGCACUUUCCCCGGAGUCACCGGCACGGUGGCAAUCGACGACAAUGGGGACCGUGAGGUGGACUACUGCGUUUGGGCCAUGAACGGCGCGGACGGGGCCUUCCGGAUCGUCGCCGUUUACGAGGGGGUCACUGACACCGUCAAGAUGGUCCCUGGCACGGAAAUCCACUGGCCAGGAGGAAAGGUCCCCAACGACAACCCGCCCUGCAUCUUUGACACGGACGACACCGCCUGCCACUCACGUGGCCUGGGCACCCUCCAGCUCAUGGGCAUCGUGGUGAGCCUCACUGUGCUCAUCAUCGCCGUCACCGUCUUCAUCGUCAUCAGGAAGCUGAAGCUGGAGAAGGAGCUGGCCAGCAUGCUGUGGAGGGUGCACUGGGACGACGUCUUCGUGGACAAAGUGGGCGAUGCGGUCAAGUUGUCGGGAGAGAGCGCGGUAACCCCCUCCACGAGGUGCUCGAGCCACAGCUCCCUGGCGACGACGCGAUACGGGCGGUCCGUGUUCGCCAACACCGGCUUCUACAAGGGAAACUUGGUGGCCAUAAAGUUCAUCAACCGGAAGAAAAUCGAGUUGACGAGACAAAUGCUUUUCGAGCUCAAGCACAUGCGGGACGUCCAGAACGAACACCUAACUCGCUUUGUAGGCGCCUGCAUCGAUGUGCCCAACAUCUGCAUCAUCACCGAGUACUGUCCCAGGGGAAGCUUACAGGAUAUUUUGGAAAAUGAAAGCAUUAGCCUGGAUUGGAUGUUCCGCUACUCCCUGAUGCACGACAUCGUGAAGGGCAUGCUGUACCUGCACAGCAGCGUCAUCGGCUCCCACGGGAACCUCAAGUCGUCCAACUGCGUCGUGGACAGCAGGUUCGUGCUCAAGAUCACCGACUACGGCCUCAGCAGCGUCCGAGCGCACAGCAAGGCUGACAGCUCGGCCAACUACUUCGAAAAGCGCCUGUGGACGGCGCCGGAGCUGUUGCGCUUGGAGGAGGUGGCUCCGCGCGGAACGCAGAAGGGAGACGUCUACAGCUUCGCCAUCAUCCUGCAGGAGAUCGCCCUGCGCAGCGGACCUUUCUACCUGGAGGCCAACCACCUCACAGCCAAAGAGAUUGUUCAGCGGGUGAAGCUGGGCGAGUGGCCCUACCUGCGGCCCACAGUGGACCCCGGGGGACACUCCGAGGAGCUGGGCCACCUCAUGCAGCGCUGCUGGGCCGAGGAGUCGACGGAGAGGCCCGACUUCCACCAGAUCAAGAUCCUCUUGCAGAAGUUCAGCAGGGAGAGCAGUGGCACCAUCCUGGACAACCUGCUGUCACGGAUGGAGCAGUAUGCCAACAACCUGGAGGAGCUGGUGGAGGAGCGAACACAAGCCUACCUGGAGGAGAAGGGCAAAGCCGAGGCUCUGCUCUACCAGAUCCUGCCCCACUCGGUGGCUGAGCAGCUCAAGCGCGGGGAGACGGUGCCGGCCGAGGCGUUCGACAGCGUCACCAUCUACCUCAGCGACAUCGUGGGCUUCACCGCCAUGUCGGCCCAGAGCACGCCCAUGCAGGUGGUGGCCUUCCUGAACGACCUUUACACGUGCUUCGACGCAAUAAUCGACAACUUCGAUGUGUACAAGGUGGAGACGAUCGGCGACGCCUACAUGGUGGUGUCGGGGCUGCCCGUGCACAACGGCACGCGGCACGCCAUCGAAGUGGCGCGCAUGGCGCUCGCGCUGCUCUCGGCCGUGCGCUGCUUCCACAUCCGCCACCGGCCCGCGCAGAGGCUGCUGCUUCGCAUCGGCAUCCACACCGGCCCCGUGUGCGCUGGGGUCGUGGGGCUCAAGAUGCCACGGUACUGUCUGUUCGGGGACACGGUGAACACCGCCUCGCGCAUGGAGGCCAAGGGAGAAGCUCACAGAAUUCACCUUUCUUCAACAACAAAAGCCAUCCUGGAUGAAUAUGGAGGAUUUGUGGUGCAGUUACACGGGGACGUGGACAUAAAGGGCAAGGGAACCAUGCGCACUUACUGGCUCCUAGGCGAGAAUCCCACGGUGUCAGGUGUGCCGUGAAGAGGUCCUUCGGCACCUCCUCCUCAUCUCUCACCUCCUCUGCCUCGUUUGUUAUUGCCACCGCCGCCGUUGGCCGGCGAAAGUGGCGCGUGCGGCGCCACCUGUGUGCCAUGGAGUGCGAGCGUUGGAAGUUUUGCGUAAGCGAGAGGAUGGUGGUUUUUGCCCACAAAAGUAUCGUAGUUUCCAUUUCGGAAGAAGGGGAUUGCUAAUGUUGAGACCGUGUAAAAUCUCCCGACUAGACUACAGAUUGUCGAGAGCAGAUGAUUUUAAGCCGAUGUUGCUCUCAGUGCUGAUGUUUACGCACACCGCUCCCAGUACUGAUUUGAGGCUGAGUCAACCUAGGAGUGGCCCAGGAUAAGUUCAGAUUCCACUCGUCAUUGAUGUUAUCCAACGCUGGGAAUCAGACACUGUGUUCGUGGUGCAGUGUGCUAAAUGAGGUCUGGCACGGCGGUGCGUGCUGUGCUGGUCUUAAUAGGCAAUCGCUACGGCAUUUGUCCACUCCUACAGUCUGGAAGGAUAAAUGUGGAUACUUUAUCUAUACACACAGUCACACACGUGCACGCAUACUCAGAGGUACGAACAAGCCUCCGUCUAUCAUAUACACACAAUUUAUGGGCAACCUGUAGUGGUUAUCCUCUGGCGUAACUGCCUCCAUCCACCACUGGGUUAGUACUACCAACUGAGAUAACUGCUGCCCCAAGCUCUUUUGAGCAGAAAGACGCUUUGUCUUUCUUUGUGUUUCCAGGGUGAAUGCUCUUGCCGAGUGCCUAUUAAGGAAGAUGUGGUGUACAGUGAGCGGUGGUUAUGACCAGCAUCACCACAUCAGCUAAGCCUAUUAUUCAUUGAAGGCUGAGUUGACCAUGUCCACCGGUGUACAUGGUCAGCAGAUAUAAGCGUAUAUAUUAACAUAAACAACACUAUAAUUGGGGAACUCUCCAGUAUUGUAAAGAAAUAAAAUGUUACUUAGUAACAGUUUCGUAAAUAGUAGUUUUUUUUAAAUGUAAUGAUGGACAGUCAAGAGAGUUGAGUGGUGAAAUGAAGGCAUGUGCACAUGCUUACUUCUGUACCGUAGUUAGCCCAGACGCUGUCCGUGUGCAGCAGUGUGAGAUGGUUUGUGGCAUCUCAUAACCGUGAGUGGUGGUGAUAGCGUGGGGAGGCCUUCAUCCAGCAGUGGAUAGACCAUGUCUGAUACUGAUGACGAUAAUAAUAUGAAUCCCAUGUUUAAAACAUGAGUAAAAUGUAUAGGUCAAUCUCUUUUUCUGUAUCUCCACAUCGAAAUAUGUUUGAGACCUUCAAUCUACCGACUUUUCAAAAAUUAUGUUAUCAAGCAGCAUUUCAUGUCGUAAAUUUCGGACCAGUUUAGACUUUCUGGGUCAAAAUCAAUGGAAGGCCAAUAGGUCUAGAAGGUCGAGAAGGCCUUUACAUCAAUGUCUAAACACAUCGUAUUUCUAUGUGGAGAUACAGAAAAAAAUGUUGUUUUGUUUAUUUCAUUAACAAUAGUACUUAGUUACGCAUAUUCAGUUGCAUUUAGCCGAAAACAAGUUCAUUAGAAAAAUUCACGUUCAUUAUUUUAACCAUGAUAUGCCACAUUGCCACUUGUAUACAUAUUUUGUGGAUCCCCUUCAAAGGCCAGCGCUCUCCUCAUGCAUCGAUACAUCACUGCCAGCGAUUGCAUAGCUCUUGGGAGCAGCCCUGGAAGUCUUCAGCAUGAAAAACCUCUGAAGUGACCUCACCCCAUUCGCUCCGACAUUCUCUGUCUUCACAACGAGUAUUGUGCGUUGUAUUUUCCAUGCAGGUUGUUGUGCUACACAGCAAAAUAAGCUUUCAGAGAGAAACUCCCCCCAGUUCAACACGAUAAUUUGAUUAAUAAUUGAUUGUUGGAUCGGUUUGCGUGAGUAAAAUGUGUCGUAAAUCCCGCCUCCACCCGACACAGACAAUGAAUAAAUGUGUCAGGUCAUGAACAAACGUGCCAUGUUAUUAAUAUUUCAGCGCACCGGUGUGUUGGACAGCAAUCCACAACGUUUCAAAGUUCCGUGCAACGUCAUCGCUGCAGUUGCAUGAAAUGUGGCAACUGAAGGAGGGUUUAAGACACAUACUGCAUGCAUUCGAAACCCAAAAGUAAAUUGUGAAUCAUAACAUCGGUCGCAAACGCCUAUGCGAUGCAUUUACUAAAUUUGAUGGAGCAUCAUUGCUGCUUCGCCACAAUGGCUCACAAGGUGCCGAACUCAUACUGACAAGGCCGCUCGUGUUGAAUGGCCAUGGUGAAGUAUGUGACUCUGCGUGUACACAACAUUUUCGGCAGCCAUGAGAAACAUCUAGAUUUACUUUUAGCUCGGAGAGCAUUCCGUUUCUAUCGUCUCUUCAACUCCAAAUAAAGUAAUUCCACGAAUGUUUUGACCGAACCUCCUAUUUAGUCAUACCUUCACAAUAUUAGGCAAUCACUAUUCAUAUUGUGCAAACAACUUUUGGUUGAUAUUGUCAUUCUUAGAAUUUGUUUAUCGCUUGUUGCCAUAUACAGUAUAUUUAUACAUCACUCACAUAACUCAGUGACACGAACGUACUUACAAAGAUGGAAAAGUCUAAAAUAAUAAAUUUAACGAGUAAUAUGUUUGCUGUAUUAGAAUGAACACCAAUAGACAAUCAGUUGUACACAGAUGGGGCACUGUGAUUAUGGCCUUUACAUUACCAGAAACCAAAUGCCUAACAUAUAUUUAUGCAAGUAAAGCGAUAUUUUAUUUUAUAGACUUAUUUUUAAUCGAUCAGAGUUAUUGUUUUGAAUGUGGUUUCUUGAACAAUAAUGUACAUGUUGUAAAUAAAAUAUGGCUAUAAACUGA